Lucilia sericata (common green bottle fly) is the source of this 768-nucleotide messenger RNA. RefSeq names its product DET1- and DDB1-associated protein 1. The transcript has a single exon. The record is from RefSeq and is a predicted model, not a curated record. Bases 260 to 562 code for a protein of 100 amino acids. Gene Ontology annotation, cellular component: Cul4-RING E3 ubiquitin ligase complex. Gene Ontology annotation, biological process: positive regulation of proteasomal ubiquitin-dependent protein catabolic process. NCBI's taxonomy places the organism in Eukaryota, Metazoa, Arthropoda, Insecta, Diptera, Calliphoridae.
ACAAUACGUCAAAAAAAAAUUGCAAAGAACAUAUAAAACACACAAAUUUCCAUUAAAAUUUAUAGAAAACCAUAAUAAAUUCCGAAAUUUAGACAAAAAUCCACGAAAAACUUAUUAAACAAUUAACUAAUAAAUUAAAAAAGAUCAUUAGAAAAUAAACGCAAAAUUUUAACAAAAGAAAAAUAAACGAAAAAGCAAACAAGAAGCAGCUUGCUGACUUUUGUAAAUAAAAAUUCCAAAAAAAACUAGAACUAGAAAAAUGUCGGUGACUGAUUUCAUUAAGGGUUUACCCUGUCACAAUGCUGACAACUUCUCACAAUUCAAUACGGAACAAGCCAUGAGGACAUCACAAAAACGACCCUCCGUCUAUCUACCCACUGAAGACUAUCCCUCGGAACAGCAUAUAGUAUUGGAUAAACGUUCGGUGCUGCUGCGCUAUUUGACACAACAAUGGGAUAAAAAGAUUCUGCCCAAAAAACGUGAUCACGGAAAUGAGGGUAAUAGUGCGGCCAAUGGUGCGGGCAACAGCUGUAAAAAGCGUCCACGUUUGGAGGCCGAAUAGGUGGUGCAGUUAACAAAUUAUUAGUGUUUUUUUCUUAUUAUUAUUUUUCUUUUCAAAGAGCUUAAAGUCUAACCUCUAUGUCAAUAGCUCCGGUUCCUCCUCCGACCACUUCCCUCUAACUAAUAAACGACUCAACUCAAUUUUGUAGCCUACAUCUACCAUGUUGUGUUGAAUUUUUCUAUGUGUUUUUCUUUUUGAACAUAAAA